Molecule: messenger RNA, 597 nt
Organism: Talaromyces stipitatus ATCC 10500
Lineage: Eukaryota; Fungi; Ascomycota; Eurotiomycetes; Eurotiales; Trichocomaceae
Exons: 3
Coding region: 1-597 (198 amino acids)
Source: RefSeq, a predicted model, not a curated record
AUGGAAGCCAUCUGGCGCUUUCACCACGAGACCUGGGACGAGCCCUGGUCAUCGGAUGAUUUUCCGGCGGGUGAAAGCGAAAAGGAAAUUGAUCAGAGACUUCGCAACCUAGGUCAGAGCCGUGACAAAGAACUCACUUCUCAAUGGCCAUGGGGAUAUACCAUCUACUGCACCGUUUAUACCCCAAAAUCUGACCAGCACUGGGAUGCCCUUCUCGAAGCGAUACCCAAGAAUACCUACACAGGCUUAGGCCCAGAUCUCCAUGACGAUGAGCCAUCCCGAAUCUUCAAAGAGGGAUACCGCCCUCUAGUUUUCAAUGAUCCUGCUCAGUUCGACGGUGCAACUCUAGACGAGAUCCUUAUUGAUGAAGGCGCUUUACAAUCUAUUAACCGCCACCCUAGUUGGGUCACGGUGGUAGACCCGAAUUACCGAGGAGGCAGCAGUUACAACACGCAAUACUACCCAGGAUAUUUCCGCUUAUAUCUGAGUGAUCUCUGGAGCCUUACUCGUAUUGGGCGCGCUUUCGGGCUGGAUGAUGUCUGUGGAAGAAUGAAAGGACCCAAUGACGUUCCCUGGUUUGAUUCUGAUAUGUAUUAG